This is a messenger RNA of Ilex paraguariensis (yerba mate), 874 nucleotides long. NCBI's taxonomy places the organism in Eukaryota, Viridiplantae, Streptophyta, Magnoliopsida, Aquifoliales, Aquifoliaceae. The record is from the annotation of a GenBank genome assembly.
AUUUCUCUGAUUUUUCCAUGAAACUUCUGUGAAGAGCCCAUGUUCUUUAUGCUGCUGAUAUAGUUUUUCUUUGUCAAAAUGGCUGGCAUGCUUGCGGGGGUUGAAUGUGCUAGAAGAAGACGAUUUCAUCAGAGCGGUGCUUUUUCAGAUUUUCCUACUACGUCUGCAGCACAUGCCUCCUCAAGGCGGUCAUCUUUUUGUUUGUACACAACCAACCAUGAAUUCCAUCUCACCUCAUUUUCUUCCAUGCAAAGAAUCACACUGAACCGGGAAUCUCUGAAUGAGAAACUAGCAGAAGUGGCUAGAGAAGCCAAAGAAAGGUUAGAUGAGAGGCUAAAAGAACAAAGGAAAUCAGAAACCAAAAGGACUAACAGACAAGAGAGAUUAAGGGGUGGGGAGGGCAGGUCUAUGGUGCUAGGGGAUUUGAAAAUAGAGGUGUUUGGAGUGAAGAAGAGAGGGUUGAAGAGUUUCAGUUGGGCAAAGUUUGGGCAGAAAAAGAAGGCCUUGGACCAAGAGGAGUGCGCAGUGUGCUUGGAGCAGUUCAAGGUGAGCGAGACCCUGGUGCGUUUGCCCUGCUCUCAUCGGUUCCAUUCAAGUUGUUUGGUUCCAUGGCUAGAGAACAAUGCUUGCUGCCCUUGUUGCAGAAUGGAGAUUUUGGAUUUAAAAAGUUGAUUGAUUUUCUUUGUUUUUCUUCACUUUGUAGAUACCCUACGAUCCGAACGUACUUCUUGAAAAAAAAAAAAGGUCAAUUCAUUAGUCUCUCAUCACGUUUGGGAGGGUGAGGUGUACGGUUUUUAUCGAGACUAUUUCUAUGAUUUAAAUUUGUAUCGUUCAUAAUACCAUUAAUUAAUUAAUUUUUUUUUGUGCACCAAGG